GGUCCGGUCCUCUGUCUGAGUCCAGAUCGCUCCAGCGUCAGUAAGAGGUUUACCUGCCCGGAGCUCAGGUCUGUCCGAGCCGCUGGAUUUUACGAAUCAGCCACAGCGAGUUUUUAUUCCGGAACAGAGAAACAGAGACACGUUUCACCCUGACAGAUCUGCAACGUUUUGAUGUCGCAUUCCUGAAGUUUCUGGAGAAGUGAGGCGACCGACCCGGCAGCAGACAGCGAGGCCGCCAGAGAUCUUAUUCUUCAUCCCUUCAUCCUCUUUAUCUGAGCGCAGAUAAGGGCGUGUUUGGAGGAGAGAGGGACCCAGUGUUUGCUUGGAUAUGGCUUUCCUGUGCAUGAGAGAGAGACAGAGGGAGCUGAGCUGAGGUCACGGCCUUCCUCCUCUCCUCCCAGAGUCACAUGUCAGCGUGAGGCACAGCCCCCGGGGUUGCUAUCGCUACACUGACCGACCCAAAUACUUGUAUACUCAGUUGGAGAAGCAGCGCAGACUGGAUCGGUCUGUUUGGACUGUGAAGAGCCUGAAGAGCUUCUUAUCAAGUGAGUUUGCUUUGUGAGCUGCUGACAGACUUUAACUCACCCAGAGGAGGAUCAGCCUCUCUCAGAUCAACAGAAGACCACCUGACAACAAUCUGUCAGAAGCAAAAUGCCGGCAAAGACGCCAAUGUACCUGAAAACGACAACUCCCAAGAAGGGGAAGAAGCUGAAGCUGCGUGACGUCCUCUCAGGUGACAUGAUCAGCCCCCCGCUGGGCGACGUGCGUCACAGCGCCCACGUGGGGCCCGAAGGUGAAGGCGACAUGUUCGGAGACGUGGGCUUCCUGCAGGGGAAGAUGAGCAUGCUGCCGUCUCUGAGCCGGACGCAGAACGGACACUCGCGCUCGCACAGCGUGGAGAGAGGCCCGGACGACGGCUUCAGCGCCAAACAGGACUCACACAGCUACGCCUACAACGGUUACCACUACCAGCACUCGUCCUCCGGCCUGCUGAAGACCACCAUCUCCAUGCCCGUGUUCAUCGCCCACGAGCAGGCUCCACCCAAACCUCCACGCCUCCACCUGGACGACCCCUCGCCUGCCUCUCUGCCCCCCCAGCAGAACCACUUCCAGAACCAUCAGGCGGAGACGAACCACAAACAGGCCAACGGCUUCGGUCACGCAGACGGCCACAGACAGCAGCACCCGACCCGGUCGCUCUUUGACAACGGCGUUGUUGGUCGUUUGGCUUCAGAGCCGUGCCGAGACAUCUCCAUCUCCCCCAACAUCCGCAGGCUCGUCCCGUCCUCCGGAUCCUUCUCGGAGGUCUCCUCUGAGGACUCCAUGUCAGAGAUCUGCGGGCCCCUGGACGUCCGCCGGGGCCUCAGCCUGGAUUCUGACGCCGGCCUGAGUAACGAGGAUCUGAGGAGCGAACGCAGCGACUCGCCCUGCGCCGCCUUCCAGCCGGCCGGCCUCACGGUCUCAUCCAAUGUGACGCGUUCAGACUCUAUGGCGGGUUUAGACCUGGACCUGGAUCUGGGUCCAUCCAUCCUGGAGGAUGUCCUGAGUAUCAUGGACCGCUUCAAGACUGAGGACAACCGCUGUGAGCUUUGAAGAAUGGAACAUUAAAGGAAGAGUUCACCGUAAAAUCAAACACAUAUUUUCCUGCGGCGCUUGUGUCUGAUGAGCUGCAGAGUUUUGGAGAGAUUUCGACCAUUUCUACAGAAAAAUGGAGGUCGAUGACACAACGUCUCUUCCCAGAAAUCAUGACUCAGUACUCAAGAUAAUCCACAGAUCAUCUUAUGAGCUGUUUCACUUUCUUUCUGAGCAUCUACUGGUGAAUGAGCGGCUCGUUGCCAGCUCUCCUGAUUUUCCAGGGGGAAUCCCAUUUUACAUCUCCCAGCUUCCUCCGUGGUUCACAAAGUUUUUACAAAUUUUCACAACUUUCCCAUCCAAGUUUUGUGAAUCUGCCGUGCCAGGUCUCAAAGGAUGUGAGCACCACUGCUGUCCUCCUGAGCUGUAACAUUAGCUCAGUUUUCUAGCCUGCAUGUUUUCUUCCAGGAUUAUUGUGAGACUGUGGAUUAUCUCGGAUCAUCUUUAGACUUUUCUCCGUCUGAUAUCUCCAAAACUCUGCAGCUCGCUGCAGAAGUAUCUACAUGGAUGAAAACAACUGCAGGGGAAAAUAUGUAGUUUUGAGUCUUGGGGUGAACUGUCCCUUUUAUACAUGAUUUCAUAAAUCCUUAAAAAAAGAACCUUGGGAAGACACUGAAGGAGGACAAGGGACGAAGGAGAAAAUGUCUUUUUCUCGUCGACUCAGCAGCUGCGUUCACGUUGACGUUAAACUUUUCUGCUGGACGUGUCGGCAGCAGAGGCAACAGGCUGGUCCUUUAUCAGAGCUCGACCUCAGACUCAGAAACACUUAAACUGUUUGUAAGCUAACAAAGAGAGGAACUGCACUCAUCACGACACAUUCCUCUGUUCUUCAGACGACAUACCAGCCUCCACCUGCAGCACACAGUCUGUUAAUCCGACCUGUGCCGAGAGAUUUCUGCUGGUUAAUGGUUAACAGACGUCUGUCGACUGACCCGGAGGAGGAGAGAGAAGUCAGCAGCUGUCAGGACUCAGCAUGUGUUCACACGGAAACCACAGCUAUUAAUACAUUCAUUUUUACAACUUUUAUCAGUGCGUAUUUCUGCAGCAGAAUUAAAACCACACAUGUGUAAACAUCAGUUACACUGCAGUUCAGUGCUGAAGGCCAGAUUGUGUCCUGACUCGUCUCAGCUGCGACUCUUCAGCACCAGAUGAAAUGUGAAGAACUCGUUAUUUUACUGUCCUUCUGUCACAAAUGAAAGAUAAACAGUCUCUCUGUUGUGCUUCGAUGUUUCAGCGGCAGAUUUCUCUUUUCUUGUCAGACUGAAACUGAGGAAACUUCUUCUUGUACUUCAACUAACAAAAUGUAAGAAAUGUGCUGCUUAUAGAUGAUUUUCAAAUACUGGACUUUUUCAGAAAGCUCUUCCUCCAUGUUGUGGCUGUCGGCCUCCCUCGAACAUUCACUGUCUGCAUUAUCACAGUAGCCUAUUACUCAAAUGUCAUCUAUGCUGUGUAUAUAUAUAAAUAUAUAUAUAUAUCUCACUGUAAGAAUAAAAUGUUGAUAUGAAGAAAACUG
Acanthopagrus latus (yellowfin seabream) is the source of this 3145-nucleotide messenger RNA. RefSeq lists its product as uncharacterized. The transcript is spliced from 2 exons. Lineage: Eukaryota; Metazoa; Chordata; Actinopteri; Spariformes; Sparidae. The record is from RefSeq and is a predicted model, not a curated record. Bases 652 to 1593 code for a protein of 313 amino acids.